AUGGCGCGACGGCCGAGCCCCGGGCGCUCCGCAGCGGCGGCGGGCGCGGAGCGGGGCGGAGCGGAGCGGGGUCCGGCGGCCGGAGCGGAGUCGAGCAGCGCCACGUCGCUCCUGCCCUGCCCCCGGCCGGGCCUCGGGGAGGACCGGGGGGUCCCGGCGCGGCCUCCUUCUCCCUGGAAGAGCAGACACCUACGGUACCGGCAAGCGAUCCGAGCCGAAGCCGUGGCGUUGCCCGGCGGGGGAUGCGGGGCCGCGCCGUUCCCUGGGGGCGGAGGAGCGCGCCGAGCUCGACGCUUUCCGGCGCUGGCCGCCGAAGAUUGCCGAAGCGGCGAGCGACGCGCAUGCGCGGUGUUGCGGCGGGGCCUGGUGAUGGCGGCGGAGGCGGCGGCGGAGGCGGCGGGUGGCGCGGGCACAGCCGGGGCGGAGGACGGGGCAGACACGGGCGUGCCGGGCCCUGGCGAAGCCGAGGCGGCGCCGCCGCCGCUACCGGGGCUGCAGCUGGUGCAGCAGGGCGCUGAGGCGUGCGUCUACCGGGGCAAUUUCCUGGGGCGGGCGGCCGUGGCCAAGCUCCGCUUCCCCAAGCGCUACCGGCACCCGGCGCUGGAGGAGCGGCUCGGCCGGCGGCGCACGGCGCAGGAGGCGCGAUCCCUGCUGCGCUGCCGGCGGGCAGGGAUCCCGGCUCCCGUGGUCUACUUCGUGGAUUAUGCAUCCAACUGCAUCUACCUUGAAGAUAUUGUUGGCGCGAUCGCCGUUCAGGAUCACAUCUACUCCGUGCAGCGGGGCGGCAGCAAUGCCGGCAGCCUCCUCGGCUUGGCAGAGAAGAUGGGCCAGCUGCUGGCCAGGAUGCACGAUGAGGACCUCAUCCAUGGCGACCUUACAACGUCCAACAUGCUGCUGCGGCCGCCCGCGGAGCAGCUGGACUUGGUGCUGAUUGACUUUGGGCUCAGCUUUGUAUCAGGUCUUCCUGAGGAUAAGGGAGUCGAUCUAUAUGUGCUGGAAAAAGCCUUCCUUAGUACCCAUCCCGAUACAGAAACUGUGUUCCAGGCUCUGCUACAGAGCUAUGCGGCCACAUCUAAGAAAUCUGGCCCAGUGAUCAAACGUCUGGAUGAGGUGCGGCUCAGGGGGAGGAAGAGGUCCAUGAUUGGGUGACAGCAGGCAGCGAUGGGGAAAUAUUCCUGCUUGUUUCUGCCUGGGAGGUUAUUUAUACUUCCAGCUACUUUUAUUGCACAGAUUACUAUUUUGAUAAUAGUGUCUUGUAUAAAAUAAAUUGGAUUGGAUUUCUAA
This is a messenger RNA of Lagopus leucura (white-tailed ptarmigan), 1284 nucleotides long. RefSeq names its product TP53 regulating kinase (gene TP53RK). The transcript has 3 exons. The record is from RefSeq and is a predicted model, not a curated record. Gene Ontology annotation, biological process: protein phosphorylation. The coding region runs from base 1 to 1149 and encodes 382 amino acids. Gene Ontology annotation, molecular function: ATP binding; protein serine/threonine kinase activity. Gene Ontology annotation, cellular component: nucleus; cytosol; EKC/KEOPS complex. Lineage: Eukaryota; Metazoa; Chordata; Aves; Galliformes; Phasianidae.